CUGCGGCUCCAGUCCAGAGUUCAGCAGCUCAGCGGAUCUUUACUCCAGUUUUUUUUUUUUUUUUAAAUCUCUGUUUCUUCACUGAGCCCGCGAACACACACUGACUGCGACUUUAACUUUAACCCUGGUUCAUUUUUUUAAUCCUUCACGGAGACAUUUUCUGUCUCCUUUUGGACUCAUUUUGGAUUUUACGCAUUUUUGACGUUUCUUUGGAGCUCCGGAGCUUUCUACCCAGGACAGCUCCGUGCCGACACGCCAUGGCACGUUUGUUACUACCGUGUCUCUUGCUGUGUGUAUCAGCUCAGACGGCCCUCUCCUCCGGCUUCUUCGAGCUGAAGAUCGACUCCUUCAGCAGCUCCCGUGGUGUGUGCCGUAACCAGCCCCGGGAAUGCCAGAUCUUUUUCCGUGUGUGUCUCAAACACUCGCAGGACGUUAUCAACCCGGAGCCGCCGUGCACGUACGGGACCGCGCUCACCGAGAUCUUCGGCGCCGACUCGAAAUCCAUCUCGGAGAGCGCUCCCAUCAGGGUGCCCUUUCACUUCAAGUGGCCGGGGACUUUCUCUCUGAUCAUUGAGGCCUGGAAUGCGGAGUCUUCAGGACUGGAGUCUACAGGGAACCAGAACAACCUCAUCAGCCGGCUGGCGACCCGCCGCAAGCUGACGGUGGGGGAGGAAUGGUCCCAGGACGUUCACUUUGGCAACCAGAGCGAGCUGCGCUACUCCUACCACAUCAUGUGUGAUGAGAACUACCACGGAGAGGCCUGCUCCGCCUACUGCCGGCCCCGAAACGACACCUGGGGACACUACACCUGCGACGAUGACGGGGAGCAACACUGUCUGGAGGGCUGGGAGGGAGAAUACUGCAUUAAACCCAUCUGUGCGGCGGGUUGCAGCACGGACCACGGCUCCUGCGAGUCCCCCGGAGAGUGCGUGUGCCGGAUGGGCUGGCAGGGCGAGCGAUGCGAUGAGUGCGCCCGCCACCCGAGCUGCCUCCACGGUACCUGCCAGCAGCCGGGACAGUGCAACUGCAAGGAGGGCUGGGGAGGCCUGUACUGUGACGAAGACCUGAACUACUGCACCAACCACAAGCCAUGCCAGAACAAAGCCACGUGCACCAACACCGGCCAGGGCAGCUACACCUGCGCCUGCCGCCCCGGCUUCACCGGCAAGAACUGCGAGAUCGAAACCAACGAGUGCGACAGCAACCCCUGCAAGAACGGAGGCAGCUGCAAAGAUUUGGUGAACGACUACUCGUGUGCGUGUCCUCAAGGCUUCUACGGGAAGAACUGUGAGAUCAGCGCCAUGACGUGUGCCGACGGGCCGUGCUUUAACGGAGGAACCUGCAUGGAGAAUGCCAUCGGCGGGUACAGCUGCCGUUGCCCUCCUGGUUACACCGGCUCCAACUGUGAGAAGAGGAUCGACAGGUGCAGCAGCAACCCCUGCGCUAACGGCGCUCACUGUCUGGACCUCGGUCAUCGCGUCAUGUGCCGCUGCCAGGCCGGAUUCACCGGCUCCCGCUGCGAGACCAACAUCGACGACUGCGCCGGCAACCCCUGCCGCAACGCCGGCACCUGCGUCGACGGCAUCAACGACUUCACCUGCACGUGCACGCUCGGCUUCACCAGCAAGGACUGCUCCGUGCGCGCCAGCCUCUGCGACCAGUUCCCUUGUGACAACGGCGGCAAGUGUUACACCCACUUCACCGGGCCCGUGUGCGAGUGCCCGUCUGGAUUUAUGGGCGCACGUUGCGAGUACUCGUUGGAGAUGACCAAGCCGACCGCAAGGCCACACGUUCCCGCCGGUUUCCCCACGGUGCCGCUGGCAGUCGCCUUCGCGUUCGGCCUGGUGACGCUGACUCUGCUGCUGUGCGCCGCCAUCUUCAUCCUGCGGCAGCUUCGGCGCGGCAGAGAGCUGACGGCCAUGUCCACGUCGGUGAAGAACGACCUGGAGACGGUGAACAACCGCAACGCCGUGAUCGGUGGCGGCGGACCGAAUAACGGAGGCUUACCCGGAGCGGCGCUGGCCAGCCUGAGAGAGAAGGAAGCGUUCCUCAUCCCUGGAGGACAGCUGAAAGUCUCCAACAAGGACGCAGCGCUGGUGGAGAAGGGCGGAGACGGCAUGAGCAUGUUUAAGAAUAAAAUGGCGGACUGUAACCUGGCGAAAGAGGAGCAGCACCUGUCCAAGAACAAGUUUGACCUUAAGAAGUGCGACUCGUCCAUCAUCGUCCCGCCUCUCAGUUUCGCAAAGGAUAGUCUUUAUCACCCGGUGUUCAUCAUCCCAGAGCACAUUGAGCAAUGUGUGUUUGCUACUGAGGUAUAACCUCCAGGUUUCAGCAGGACUUCGAACGCUGAAGGCCUGAAACUCACCCAGAGGAUCUAUUCUACAUGCAUUAUUAUUUAAUAUUUAUUACUGCUGCUCAACAUGGAGAAAAAACAACAAAAAAAAAGAAAGAAAGAAAGAAAGGACUUUUUAAAAGAUUUUCUUUUCUGCUUCGAUAUCGUUUUUUUUUUUUUUGGAUGAUUCUGAGAAGAAAGAGCAGCAGAGGAGAGAAAAGAGAAAAGACUGAAUGUCCGGCGUCAUUUGCACUAUUUUUCUUUUUCUUUUUUUUUUAUACCUUUUUAAAUCUUAAUAUAAUUUUUCUGUCUGUAUAUCUGAAUUUCCUUUGGAUCAAACAUAAAAGAGAAAGAGAGAGGACAUUAAGAGUUGGAGCCGUCCAGCCGACCAGGAAAAAAAAAAGACUGGUAUCCUAGCAACGCUCCCUAACCUGCGCAUCGUUAAUAAAGUUUUUUAAUCAUACGAACUCUUGGACGAUAUAUCCAGAGUUCGUACAAGGAGAAUCGGGUCCCGACAUCGCUGCUCUUUCACACAUGUAGCACACCGCUGGAUAUCUGGGAAUACUCCAUAAAUAACCGAAUCAUCAUCGCCCCCUCUUCUUCUUCUUCUUCUUCUUCUUCCCUCUCGGAUGUUUCCUGUUCUUCCUGUUUCCUGCUUCCUGUCACAUGAUAAGAAACGCCUCCAGCCCAUUGGGUAACAUCUAGAAGCGUUCAUGGUUGUGAUGCAUGUGUGAAAGAUGUCAAAAAAAAGUCAUUAAAAAAAAGGACAAUUUUUUUUAUUUUAGGGUCAAACUACCUGAGCGAAGACUUCCUGUUUGAACAGGGACGAUUUUAAUUAUUGUUGUUUCUUUUGAAAGUGAAGCAUCACAUUGUGGCCUGUUGUUAUAUUAAUAAUAAUGAGAAGAAGAAGAAGAUCCGCCUUAACAAUCAAAACCGUCCAAUCCUUACGAACUCUGAAGUGCCUCUUCUUGUAAUUUAAAAAGAACAAACUGCGACUUAAAAGGACUUAAAGCCAACGUUCAGGACGAGCAGUAGAGCCAGUUAAAGGGGUUUUUAAUCAUUUUAUUCAUUUUAUUUCUAUCUUCAUAAUCAAAAUCCUGUAUUU
This is a messenger RNA of Scomber japonicus (chub mackerel), 3437 nucleotides long. RefSeq names its product deltaC (gene dlc). The coding region runs from base 258 to 2318 and encodes 686 amino acids. The record is from RefSeq and is a predicted model, not a curated record. Gene Ontology annotation, cellular component: plasma membrane; protein-containing complex. NCBI's taxonomy places the organism in Eukaryota, Metazoa, Chordata, Actinopteri, Scombriformes, Scombridae. The transcript has 10 exons. Gene Ontology annotation, molecular function: calcium ion binding. Gene Ontology annotation, biological process: heterophilic cell-cell adhesion; multicellular organism development; cell communication.